AUGGUCUCCCCGCAAACCCAGACGACCAUUAUCCCCCACAGCCAGCAGCCGCUCGUCACCCGUACAUAUCCAUCGGGGAGCGAGCUCGACGUUGUCAUCGAGCGGGCUGGAGUGGCGCAGAAGUCAUGGAGUCGCGUAUCAGUGCAGGAGAGGGUAGCGAUUGGCAGGAAGUUCGUGGAAGAGUUCCGUAAUAUGAGCGAGGAGAUACCGAUGGAAUUGACUUUGCAGAUGGGCCGUCCUGUCUCGCAAUGCCCUGGCGAAAUACGAGGGACUCUCGAGCGUGCCGAAUACAUGCUCAGCAUUGCAGAGUCGUGCCUUGCGGAUGUAUCACUCAAAGACACCGACAAGCCGGGCUUCAAGCGGUUCAUUAAGCGUGUCCCUCUCGGCGUCGUCCUCGUCAUCGCGCCCUGGAACUACCCCUACCUCACCACCGUCAACUCGGUCCUCCCCGCACUCAUUGCGGGCAACGCCGUGAUCCUUAAGCCGUCCCCGCAAACUCCGCUCACAGCAGAACGCUUUUCGCUCGCAUUUUCCCGCGCAGGGCUCCCGGCGGAUCUGUUACAGGUCGUACAUAUGUCCCCCGAGCUCGCGUCGCAUGCGGUGCAGCAUCCAUCAGUGAACUUUGUGUCGUUCACAGGGAGCGUUGUUGGUGGGCGGUCAGUCGCACAGAAUGCGGCGAGUGCGAAGGGCUUCAAGGGUGUGGGGCUUGAACUGGGAGGCAAGGAUCCGGCGUAUGUGCGUGCAGACGCUAACUUAGAGUAUACUGUUGGGGAGCUGGUCGAUGGCGCGAUGUUCAACUCGGGACAGAGCUGCUGUGCGGUUGAGAGAAUAUAUGUCCACGAAUUACUCUAUGAUGAAUUCGUUGCGAAAUAUGUCGAUAUCGUGAAGAAAUACACGCUGGGCGAUCCUACGCAAGCAGGAGUGAACCUCGGCCCUGUGGUCAGCCGCGCCAGCGCAGAGAGGAUACGCAAGCAGAUCGCCGACGCAGUGAAGGCAGGAGCGAAGGCGUUGGUCCCGGAGGACCUCUUUCCGAAUGCACAACCCGGGACGACCUACGUUGCGCCGCAGGUCCUGGUUGACGUCGACCAUUCUAUGGAAGUAAUGAUGGAAGAAACCUUCGGUCCUGUCAUAGGGAUCAUGAAGGUCUCUUCCGAUGAAGAAGCUAUUCGCCUUAUGAAUGACUCACCCUACGGCCUGACAGCGUCCGUCUGGACCGAUGCAGCUGAAAAUCCCGAAUCUGAGGCGGCCUUCCUCGCGAUUAUGGAGGAACUGCAGACCGGUACCGUCUUCCUCAACCGAUGUGACUAUCUCGAUCCUGCUCUUGCUUGGACGGGUGUGAAGGAUAGCGGACGAGGAGUGAGCCUCAGCAAAUUUGGCUACGACCAGCUUACGAGGGCGAAGUCGGUACACAUGAAAAUUAAAAUAUAG
Laetiporus sulphureus 93-53 is the source of this 1428-nucleotide messenger RNA. Its product is annotated as aldehyde dehydrogenase. The transcript has 15 exons. The coding region runs from base 1 to 1428 and encodes 475 amino acids. NCBI's taxonomy places the organism in Eukaryota, Fungi, Basidiomycota, Agaricomycetes, Polyporales, Laetiporaceae. Gene Ontology annotation, molecular function: aldehyde dehydrogenase (NAD+) activity. The record is from RefSeq and is a predicted model, not a curated record.